Messenger RNA from Lingula anatina, 510 nucleotides. RefSeq names its product fibrinogen-like protein A. NCBI's taxonomy places the organism in Eukaryota, Metazoa, Brachiopoda, Lingulata, Lingulida, Lingulidae. The record is from RefSeq and is a predicted model, not a curated record.
AUGUCUUUCCACAGAAAUUGGAAUGCAUAUAAAGUUGGGUUUGGUGACCCACGUGAGCAGUUUUGGCUUGGAAACGAUGCUCUCUACGCAUUAACCAAUCAAGGGGAUUACUCAAUGCAGAUUGACAUGCUGUCUUGUGAUGGAAACACCUACUACGUCAGAUGGAACCUGUUUCGCAUCCAAGAUGAAAGCCAGAAAUAUAAGGUUGCUGCUAUUAGUGUCGACUCGUACAACACAUCUAGCAAUAGUUAUCUAACAGAAAAUGUAAACUGGAAAUUUGGAACUUAUGAUAAUGAAGUAGGAGAGUCACUGGAUUGUAGUGAGCUGCACGGCGGUGGUGGGUGGUGGUAUUGGGACUGUACGAGAUGGCAUUUAACAGGCUAUUACUCCAGCUGUGUCAGCAACAGCGACAAGCGUAAAGCCAUGAAGUUUGCCUCUAUUACAGGGAGAAACUGCAACAAAGCAUGCUUAUUACAGGCUGCUACUUUAAAAAUACAGCGUAACUCUUAG